Messenger RNA from Glycine soja, 1147 nucleotides. RefSeq names its product protein SRC2-like. Gene Ontology annotation, biological process: defense response. The coding region runs from base 48 to 896 and encodes 282 amino acids. The record is from RefSeq and is a predicted model, not a curated record. The transcript has a single exon. NCBI's taxonomy places the organism in Eukaryota, Viridiplantae, Streptophyta, Magnoliopsida, Fabales, Fabaceae.
AACACUAUUUCAUAUCAUAUCUUGGAAAACCCACAGGCACGCUGAGCAUGGAACACAGAACCCUAGAACUCAACCUGGCUUCAGCAAAGGAUCUCAAAGACUUGAAUAUAUUCUCAAAGAUGGAUGUAUAUGCUGUGCUUUCACUCUCCGGCGAUCAAAAGACCAAGACUCCCGUCCACAGAAACGGCGGCACCAACCCAACAUGGAAUUUUCCGGUCAAGUUCACUUUUGAUGAAUCGGUGGCGCGGCAGAACCGUUUGGCCCUCGAAAUCAAGAUCCGCUCCGAGCGCGCCCUCGCCACCGAUAAGGACAUCGGCCAGGUCCACGUUCCUCUCAUGGAACUCCUCAAGCAACCUGGCGACGGUAAAUCCUUCCAGCACGUUAGUUACCAGGUCAGAAAACCCUCCGGCAAACCCAAGGGAGCCCUCAAUUUCUCCUACAAAUUUGGCGAUGAAUUCACAGCCCCAGCCAAGGUAUCAGCACCCGCACCUACCUCGCCUUCUCACAAGGUGGACCCCGUCACGGCUUAUCCUGCUCCCGCGGUGGGCUCCACUUCUUCUGCCGCGUAUCCCGCCAUGUAUCCUCCGCCGCCGCCGCCACAAUAUGCCUAUCCUCCGCCGCCUCAACCCGCUCACGGAUACGGAUACGCUCCACAACAUGGAUACGGUUACGCGCCACAAGCGGCUUAUGGGUACGCGCCACAACCCGGGUACGGUUACGCUCCUCCUCCUCCUGCUGCUGCAGCAGUUCAAAGACCGGGGAAGAACAAUUUGGGAAUGGGAUUGGGUGCGGGGUUGCUUGGAGGAGCCUUGGGUGGACUUCUAAUUGGGGACAUGAUUUCUGAUGCCGGUUCUUACGACGCUGGUUUUGGAGAUUUCGGUGGAUUUGAUUUUUAAAUCUCUUGUUAGUUUUCUUUGUUUGGGGGUAGUUUUUUAUGUUCAAAUGUGAACUUAAAUUAGAAUAUGUUUUUUGCAGUAGAUACUGUUUUGUUACUUCUAGUUUCUUGUCCGGUGUAUAGAUGUGGUGUGUGGAUUUGUGGAAGCUACUUCUUUAUGUAAAUUUUCAAGUUUGGUUACGUAAUGUAUGCUUCACGACAACUCUCUACUUUUUCUUUUCUAAUUACUCCAAAGUUUGAUUUCUGUGGCCA